UAUUACGCACAACAGUAUAAAACCUGGUACUGGUCUCAGUGCCAGGCUUACGAGUGGGAUAGCUGAAAGGACUACAGAACUCCUGGUGCAGCACAGAAACUCUCCUUCUGCAAGACUUUUGCUGGACUCCUGAGAAAUUAUUUUGAAUAACAUGGCAGAGAAGGAUUUCAUCAGUUGGCAUCUGCUGGCUUUAUUUUUUCUUCCAUUUUGCCUGUGUCAAGAUGAAUACAUGGAGGUGAGCAGAAGAUCUUAUAAACCAGUGGCCAAAGUAUUGCAAAGUCACCACCAGACUGGCCACAAAGGUUCCAGAAGCAGGGAAAUUUUGAAACAGCGGAGUCAACUUAUAGAGUGGACUGUUGCUAAUAGCUCUUCUACAGACCAAAAUGUUCUGAGACCAGAGGUAGAUGAUGUAGAACUGACUACCUCAGAUAGAGUCCAGCCCCCCCAGACUGGACCGCAGAAUCCAGACUGUAGCUCCUGCUGCCGUGGUGACUUUGGAGUUCGACUCUACCAAGGGCCUCCAGGACCUCCUGGACCCCCUGGGAUGCCAGGAAAUCAUGGAAACAAUGGCAAUAAUGGAGCAACUGGCCAGGAAGGAGCCAAAGGUGAGAAAGGAGACAAAGGAGAUAUGGGACCAAGGGGAGAGCGUGGCCAUCACGGACCCAAAGGCGAGAAGGGUUACCCUGGGAUCCCUCCAGAGCUACAGGUUGCAUUCAUGGCUUCCAUGGCUACUCACUUCAGCAACCAGAACAGUGGGAUCAUCUUCAGUAGUGUUGAAACUAAUGUUGGGAAUUUCUUUGACGUAAUGACUGGGAGAUUUGGUGCUCCAGUGAAUGGGGUGUAUUUCUUCACCUUCAAUAUGAUGAAACAUGAAGAUGUGGAGGAAGUGUAUGUGUACCUGAUGCAUAAUGGCAACACAGUAUUCAGCUUAUAUAGCUAUGAAUCAAAAGGGAAGGCGGACACCUCAGGAAACAGCGCUGUGCUGAAGCUUGCCAAGGGAGAUGAAGUUUGGCUGCGAAUGGGAAAUGGAGCCCUCCAUGGGGACCACCAACGUUUCUCUACCUUUGCUGGGUUUCUUCUUUUUGAAACCAAGUAAAGAAGAAAACAGCCAAACAUCUGUUUAUGUGAAGAAGCUUCUUCUUGGAACUGCAUUUUUUUUCUGGACUGUGGAAAUGUAUAGGUCAGGAGGCUUGUUUUGAUGCAGUGCAUUGCUAUUUCUGUAUCAGAGAUGAGCUAGAUACAUUGGGUAGUUGACACAAUUGUUAUUGCUCUCUUCUUCAAAGAGAAAAACAACGGCAAAAUAGUUUCAAUAAUUUAGAGAGCAGUUUGCUCAGUAAAGCCAAUUUUGUCUUGUUUGUAUAUACUUAACAAAAGUAUAUACCAGGAAUUGAGCAAUUGAUUUUUUUUUAAUUUUUUUUUA
Meleagris gallopavo (turkey) is the source of this 1420-nucleotide messenger RNA. RefSeq names its product C1q and TNF related 3 (gene C1QTNF3). NCBI's taxonomy places the organism in Eukaryota, Metazoa, Chordata, Aves, Galliformes, Phasianidae. Gene Ontology annotation, molecular function: protein binding. The record is from RefSeq and is a predicted model, not a curated record.